AUGAAGGUAGCAGGGGUCUUCGUGGCCCUGGCACUCUUCAGCCACUUUGAAGGUGUUGCCAGUCAAAUGAGAUACCAGGAGGGCAUGUGCCGUGAAUUCCAACCAUUUUUAGAGGAUGGGAAUUUAUACUGCAACAGAGAUAUAGACCCUGUUUUCGGUCCUGAUGGCAGGAGACAUAUGAACAAGUGUGUCAUGUGCCGUGAAGUCUUGAGAAGGAGAGCAAUUGCUGGUUGGCCCAAAAAUCCUUCUUCAGGAAAGGAUGACGACUGCAGUGAAUAUUGGCCUUAUUUCAGAGAUGGGUCAUUUUCCUGCACCAGAGAGAAUAAUCCAGUUCGUGAUGCUUCUGGCAAGCAGCAUAGCAAUAAAUGCAUAAUGUGUCUACAGAAGUUCAAAAAUGGAGGUACGAUGAAUUCUGUUGGAAAGGACCAACCACAAAAUGGAAAAAAUGAGAGGAAUGAUGGAUGCGAGGAAUAUCGAUCAGAGAUGGGACCCAACGGAGAACUCACUUGCACCCGUGAGAAUGCUCCAGUGCGGGAUGCAACUGGCUACACAUACAACAACAAGUGUAUCAUGUGCUCAGAGAAAUUCAAAAAAGAAGUUCGAGAAGGCAGGAUCGUUGGAGGAGGAAGAGGAGGCAGUGGUGGUGGUGCUGUGGAUACUUAUGGGAACAGAAUCGUUCAAGGGAAUUUCAACCCAGGGAACAGCAACGAGAAAAACUGCAACCCAUAUGGAAAAAAUGAUGUAAAUAAUCCUUGCCCUGCAGAAUAUCAGAUUGCAUCGGGGGAUUACAGAUCAUAUACCAAUUGUGGAGGGACAGGACAGUCAUCAUACUACAAUGAAAAUUGUAGGAAAGGGCCCUUCCGCAAUAGGCAGAAGAAAAUUGCUGUUGGGGACAAGAAGCCCACGGCAGGACCUUCAGGUGAAGGGCAGCUGGACUGUGAUCAAAUUCUAGCUGAUAUAAAGAAGGAAGGGACUUCUUGCAACGCUCUGUGGUCUCCUGUUUGUGGCACUGAUGAGAAAACAUAUAGCAAUAAAUGUUUCCUGUGUUCCGCAAUUGUGAAAGCUGAAGAUACCCUUGCGCUAAAGAACGAAGGUGAAUGUCAGGCUGGUCAUAUAAAGGCUGACUGCAGCCAAUACCCCCAAACCAGAGGGAAAGUCCUUUGCAAGAGGAGAAGCCAGGAGGUGUGUGGAACAGAUGGCGAGACAUACGGCAGUGAGUGCAUGCUCUGUGACAGAAUCCUGAAAACAAAAUCUGAAAUUGGUAUAAAAAAUAUCGGACCAUGCCCUAAGAUAUAAAGGCGUUCAGGUUGCCAGAAAGCUUUAGGAAGAAAGCGUGACAAAGAGCAAGUGAUGGAAGAAUUGGCAUUCAGAAUCAAGGAAACUGCUGCAUUCCCAAGUGUUGCAAAGCCUGCCUUCAUACUAUAUUCAAGGAGCUAUCCCAUAUCUAUAGUACAUGGGCAACAACUCUGCACUACUCUGCAUGGGGACAGGGUAACAGACCUUGAUGACCCAGUCAUCAGACGGAUUUUUCCAUUUGCUUCCUUAUUGAGUUUCAUUCUUCCAACUUCCAUGGACGCUCCAGAACAUUUUCUCACCUCCACCAAUCUCACUGAGUUUCUUCAAUAAAAAAAACCUAAGAAGAUCUCUGCCAAUCAUUCCCUUUGGCCAUGUUUAAGAAUAUAUUGAAUGUUAAGAACAUUUUUUUGUCCUAUAUUUUCUCAGUAAGAACAACGGGUAAGUUAGUUGAUUGACAGUAGAUUGACUUCUUAACCUUGAUUUGAUUCAAAUUUUAGUGUGCUUAAACCCAGUGAGGGUUUUACUUAACAAAUAAAGAGAUGUCCAGAUCGCUUAAUAGCAUCAUUUAGCACACUAAAACCUUGAGUGGCCAUAUCUAAUUAUCAGGCAUGAUACCACUUACAGAUGCAGUAUACUUUGCGACUUGAGUAAGUCAUGCCCUUCUCCAUUUUUGUUUUCUUUACCCAUAGCAAAAAUCCAGACUUACCCACCCCACAAGGUUGUUGUGAGGUCUAAGUGGGUACAUUUAUUCAUAUAUGACUUCUGCCAAGUCUUAAGUGUUAGUUGCAAAACACUUAACAUUUGCAGGCAUCUGACUUUGAAUGGUAUGCUCAUGCCAUUUUCUGUGGCCUCCUCAACCAAGCUCCAGGUGGGCAUAGGAUGGCUCCCUAAGUUGGCAAUGUGGUUGCAAACCCUAAUAUAAACAGUACAAUUCCACUUAACACUCUAUUUUGUUUAUCAGAAUCAGCAUCAGUAAACAAUGGGCAAGCUCAUAGGGUUGAAAAGAAGGCAGGGGAGAGAGAGAGGAAGAGGUGGAUGCCUCAUUGAUGGUGCAGUCCUAUACACACUUAUCUAGGAGUAAGUCCCACAGACAUCAAUGAGACUAACUUCUG
Molecule: messenger RNA, 2408 nt
Organism: Podarcis raffonei (Aeolian wall lizard)
Lineage: Eukaryota; Metazoa; Chordata; Lepidosauria; Squamata; Lacertidae
Product: serine protease inhibitor Kazal-type 5-like
Exons: 17
Coding region: 1-1296 (431 amino acids)
Molecular function (GO): protein binding
Source: RefSeq, a predicted model, not a curated record